Mya arenaria is the source of this 5907-nucleotide messenger RNA. Its product is annotated as myosin-13-like. The transcript has 36 exons. Gene Ontology annotation, molecular function: zinc ion binding. The coding region runs from base 478 to 3804 and encodes 1108 amino acids. NCBI's taxonomy places the organism in Eukaryota, Metazoa, Mollusca, Bivalvia, Myida, Myidae. The record is from RefSeq and is a predicted model, not a curated record. Gene Ontology annotation, cellular component: cytoskeleton.
UUUAUGCUAUUGGAUAUAGUGGUUAUGAUAAAACAAAUACAUUUAUUAUGAAUCAAUAUAUUGAAAAGAAUUUGAAGACGUCAAAAUAUCAGCACCUAAUCAAUCAAAUCGACGAUAUUGCCAAAAACAAUGAACUAUUACUAAAAUUCAUCCUGGUGAAACCUAGGUAAAUGAGUAUUGCUUUAGACACGUAUUGGAUGAGAGUUGAUCUUGUCUGUUAGUAAUGGGUAAAUGUGUUUUUGAACGAUGAUGAAUACAGUUUUUGGGUAAAAACAAUGGUAAUGUAUGAUUCUACCUAUAAAAAUAUCUUAUUUAAACAAGGAAGUUAUUUGCUUCUUAAUUCAUUUCAGGUUGAUUGUUUCCGGUUUUCAAUGAUUACAUUUAAGUACAGAUUUCUUUUGAAUUUCAUACUAUUUAUUGCAUAGUAGUGAAUCGAAAUAUACAUCUUGAAUUCGGAUUAUAAACAUAACAUUUAAAAUGGCAAACAACCAAGUUAAAUGUGAAAUGUGUUGUGAGGAAGAGACAGUUGGAUGCUGCAAUAUAUGUGGAUACAUUUGUGAAUCGUGUUGCGAAAUUCACAAGAAAGGAAGGGUAUUCAAAAACCACAUUCUGAAGAUGUACGGAAAGGAUGGAUACAACUCAAGGAGUAUUGUAUAUGAUAUCACAGAGGAGAUGUGUAAACACCAUCCGACUGAAAGGGCGUUAUUAUUUUGUAAAAUUCAUGAAUUAAUGAUCUGUGGUCGAUGUUUUCAUUCGGAUCAUAUAUCAUGUGGUCAUGAGGUUGUUGAUCUGUGUCUUGAGGCAAACCAUAUUGAUUACGACCAAUUUAAUGCUAUGUCUGCAGCUUUAAAUGAUAUACAAGAUGAAAGUGAACGCAUGAAGAAAGAAGUAGAUAGAAAUAAAGAAAGGAGUAAUAGCCAUGCUGUUAAAUGCUGUAAAGAAUUGGAUGAUUUGGAAACAAAACUGAACCGGAAAGUGAACGAUUUGAUUAGUAGUUUCAAAGAGGAAGUGCAAACAUUACACGAUGGAAACAUAGCCGCCAUUUCAUGCAUUUCUUCCACAUAUGAAGAGAACGUGUCUUGGGCUAUUCAAGAAGAAAGUCAACUCAAUGAGUUUGUUAACAACUCGUUAACGGGUCGCCUUUACCUAUUGAGCCGGAAUUUUGACAACAGAAUUUCGAAGGCCAAAAGGCAGAUGAAAGAAGCUGAAUAUAAAAAUACCUUCAAAAACGUUUGUUUAAAGGAAAAUACGGCUGCAUUAAAGUGCUUGAUUGAAGACUUGACUGAUGUUUGCGAACUUCAGGAGGAAGUUGAUGGAAGCGACGAAGGAACCACCUUCUCAAUCGGGAAUGCAACUGUCGAAAAUCGAAAAACGCGUAAGGAGCUUAUCGAAGAAUUGAUUCAAGCGAAACUGGACACAGCUAAAGCAGAAACGGCUAGAAAUGAGUUACAAAAAGAGUUAUUGCAAGCGAAACGGGACAAAGAAAACUCGGAAAAAACACUGAAGGGGUUUGAACAAGAGUUAAAGAAUACUAAACAAAACAUGGAUAAAUCUGAAAAGACAAGGCAGGAACUGUGUGAUGAAUUGAAAGAAGUAAAACAAGACCGUGAUAUUUCAGAAAAGAGAAGAAAAGGAUUCCAACAAGAUCUACAGAAAACGAAACAGGACAUAGAGAAAUCUGAAAUGACAAGGAAAGAAUUGGAACAAAACUUACAGAAAGCGAAACAGGACAUAGAGAAAUCUGAAAAGACCAGGCAGCAACUGUGUGAUGAGCUGAAAGAAGUUGAAAAAGACCUUGAUAAUUCUGAAAAGACUAGGAAAGGAUUCGAACAGGAUUUACGGAAAGCGAAACAGGACAUAGAUAAAUCUGAAAAGACAAGGGAAAAACUUUGUGAUGAGCUGCAACAAGUGAAACAGAAAUUUGAUUAUUCAGAAAAGACGAUGGUGAAACUCUGUGAUGAGCUGCAAGUAGUGAAACAGAAACUUGAUCAUUCAGAAAAUACCAGGCAGGAACUGUGUGUUAAGUUGAAAGAAGUUAAACAAGACAGUGACAAUUCAAAAAAGACAAGAAAUAGAUUUCAACAAGCUCUACAGAGAGCGAAACAGGACAUAGAGAAAUCUGAAAUGAUUAAGAAGGGCUUUGAGCACAGGCUACUGCAAGUGCAACAGGGAUUGGACUAUUCUGAAAAGACAAGGAAAGGAUUCGAACAGGAUUUACGGAAAGCGAAACAGGACAUAGAUAAAUCUGAAAAGACAAGGGAAAGACUUUGUGAUGAGCUGCAACAAGUGAAACAGAAACUUGAUCAUUCAGAAAAGACGAGGGUGAAACUCUGUGAUGAGCUGCAAGAAGUGAAACAGAAACUUGACAAUUCAGAAAAGACAAGAAAAGGAUUCCAACAAGAUCUACAGAAAGCGAAAAAGGACAUACAGAAAUCUGAAAUGGCAAGGAAAGGAUUCGAACAGGAUUUACGGAAAGCGAAACAGGACAUAGAUAAAUCUGAAAAGACAAGGGAGAAGCUCUGUGAUGAGCUGCAACAAGUAAAACAGAAACUUGAUCAUUCUGAAAAGACAAGGGAGCGAUUCGAACAAGAUUUACAAAAAGCGAAACAGGACAUAGAUAAAUCUGAAAAGACAAGGGAGAAGCUCUGUGAUGAGCUGCAACAAGUAAAACAGAAACUUGAUCAUUCUGAAAAGACAAGGGAGCGAUUCGAACAAGAUUUACAAAAAGCGAAACAGGACAUAGAUAAAUCUGAAAAGAUAAGAAAUCAAUUGAGUUACGAUCUAAGCCUAGUGAAACAGGAGCUCAAUUGGUCAGAAAAGACUAGAAUGGAGUUCGAUGAAGAUUUACAGCAAGCGAAACAAAACUUAUACGAAUCUGAACAGGUUAAGAAUGAGAUCGAAAAAGAGUUAAUCCAAGCGAAACAGGGAUGCGAAAAGUCUGAAAAGACAAAAGAUGGGUUGCAGCAAGAGAAACUGCAUGCCAAAACGGGCCUAGACAAAUCUGAAAAGAUAAGGAAUGAGAUCGAAAAAGAGUUACUGCAAGCAAAACAAGGAUGGGAAAAUUCUGAAAAGAUGAAAGAUGGAUUGCAGCAUGAGUUACUGAAAGCCAAAAUAGACCUAGACAAAUCUGAACAGGUAAAGCAUGCGAUCGCCACAGAUUUACUAGAAUGGAAACAAGGAUGUGGACUUGCUAAAAUGGCACGACAAAAUGUCGAGGACGAAUUAGAGCGAACGAAAAAGGAACUAGAUCUGUAUCAAAAGGAAAGGGCGAUCCUCCAAGCACACUUCAAAGAUCACUUGAACUGGACACAACCAACUGGAGGGUUAGAGGUGAAGAUCAGCUUUGAUACCUCCGUUCCUAUCAUCAAAUUGGAUUAUACAUUCCUGGAUGGCUUUCAGACGAGGAACCAUCCGUUCCCUGGAAACCCCUAUAAAGGUGACUCGUUUACUGUCCGUUUGAGAGACGACAGUGAGGGUAGGCUUGCGUGUAGGAUGCUAAAGGCGGCGUUUCGGAAAGGACGGAUGUUCAUCAUUGGGACUGACGGGAUUGUCGUCAUGGAUGGACUCUUCCUGUAUAAUGGUCCAGUGGAGAGCAUUAAUCAUUUUGGGGGAGAUCUUAAUUCGGGCUACGUUGGAUACAUAAAGAGGUUAAAAGGGAAGCUGGCAGACAAAGGCAUUGCGGAUGCUGACAUUGAUGACUCGGAUAACCUGGAAGAGACGUUCACUGUCGAAAGUUUGUCGUUGCUCGAAGCUGCAUUGAGUACAGUGGAGAUUGCAGACGAAUGCAUCGGAGAGGCGAAUUAGAUUCUUAAGGAAUCUUGAAAGCAAACCAUCACCAUCGAUGGCCGAUGAACACUUUGUGCUUGCCUUGUAACGCGUUGAACAGGGACUUGAAUGAUCCACCGUAUAGCAUGUUGUACGGUAGAGCGGAUAAAAAAUCCCCGGCUUUUGUAUUAAAAAUACUACACCCUUCAAUUACAUCAAGAUUAAAUGUACCUAAUAAAACAAGCCAAUUUUCUCCCAGUUUCCCCCCUAUAAAUGGAAUGCAUGGACUAUGUUGACUACUUGUGUUGAGGACUUGAGCUAGAUUUUGUUAAUGUGGUAUGCGGUUUGUGUCGACCGAACACGGUCUUUGAAAGAUCGAUAUGGAUAACUGAACGUUUCAUUCACGAGAACACUAACAUUUGUUUUACUUAACAAAUGCUGUUUUUAAUGUUUCAAUCAAAACGUUUGAUAAUGAUACAAAUAAUAAGGCAAACCGUGUAUUGUAAUUAUGAACGAUAUAUUUCCGACGAUCUUUGAAAAUGUUUUAACAUUAUGACAAGGCAAGACGACAAUGGUAACUUUCUGUUGGUAUUUUUUUGGUAUUCCGAUUACCAUGUGUUGGAUCAUAUUUUAUUUCUACGAAGAACAGAGAAUGGUUACCAUUGUUGAUUAUUAUAUUUGUUGAAGGGUUAUAUCUCGACAAACAAACUCCUUUGAUGAGUGUUAUCCGAAAACAACGUUAAAUAGAAUCGAGAUGUCGGAGUGAUAUGUUAAUGAAAAACAAGAAACAGUCACUUUGCCUAAAAUGUUAAUAUUGUCUCCCCGGGAAGUUUACAAAAUACUAUUUUUGUGCUCCCAUCUUGUCUAUUUGAUUUUAGGGACUCUUAAGGGAGUGUUAUAAAAAAAUGGAAAAUCCCUUUUUGUAAUAAAAUGAAAAUUAACUUUAUUUGUUUAUAAAUAAUUUAAUCAUAAGUAAAGCACUUAGGCAAUACACAAUACUGUAGAUAAAAUUUAAAAUUAAGUUAAGUCCAUUUCCGGAAUAAAUCGAAACUAUUGUAAGUAACGCAUAAACAUAAUCUCUCUUGAAUACGCUUCCUCGUUUUGGUACUAUGUCAUGAACAUUAUGUAAAACACUCAAUUGCUCAAAUAAAAUUGUUCGACUUAUUAACAAUGUCCACUGUAGAACCCCGCUCACAGUGACAUGAUUUACUGAUCUUGGUGUUUGUAAAUAUCUAUCAGAGACGUAAAAAUUCAUCAUGUCCAUAACAUUUUUUAUGAGAAAUUCCAAGUUUAAUACAAUAUAAUUUCAACAAAAGGUAGUAAAAUUCGGUCAAAUUGCAAUAUAUAUUUUUAAUGUUUAUGUUUCGCUUAUGUAUGACUUUCUUACGUUUACGUAAUUGUUUAUGUUUCCAAAAUGUAUAAAAAAGCUAAAUCAACAUAGGUUUACUGGGGAAAAUCUCACCGUUUAAAAGGAGAAGUCUGAAAAAUUUGUGUUAGUAUAUUCUUAUUUAUAAUUGUUACAGAAAAAUCAUCAAUAUAAGUGUUUUUAGAGGAAAUGUUCAGUUAUAACAUAUAAGUAACAAGUAUGUUUUUAAGAAGCCCAUAUUACUCAUAAACUCGUAUUAUCACUGUAUCAUUAAUUAAUCACUUGUUGUAGAUAUUAUAUAUUGAUGUGAAACCGGAAACAAUAUGUGUUUAAAUUCACAGGCCAUUGUGGAAAUAAGCAUACGCAUUUUAUUAGAGCUUAAUCGGUUAAUCAGGGCCAAUGUUAUUAAGACCUUUUAUAGUUUAAUGAUUAUCAUAAAUAUCAGAUGUAAUAUAUUUUCAAACAGUUUUAUUUAACUUUAAUUUGACAAGCUGUACGUGAUAUAUCAUAUAUAGUAUGAAGAUGGUAACUGUUAUAUUUAAUUAUUGAAUAUGGAACAUGAUCUGAAUGUAUUGAUGAUAUAUUACAUUUUACGAAUACUAAAAACAUCCUAUUCUAACAAAAAUCUUUUGUUUGUUCCCAUAUCAAGUUGAGAGUGGUAUCCACUACUGUAGCAAAUACACGAUUUUAAUAAAAUAAAAUGUGUACAGUUAAACAAAUACAUUGAAAUGUGCAUUGUAGCCAGAUGUAUAAUAAAUAAACUAAUUAUGUAAUUA